AUGACAUGUGCUGAUGCUAUUUUAAAUUGGUGUAUCGAGAACCAAAUUGACUUAUCAAAUUGUUCAUGGUCCAUAGGAACAUUUCGAAGUCAUUUUUAUACUAUGGCAGCCUUAAUCAAUCCACCGUAUCCAUAUGCAAUGAAAAACAAUACUGGACUAGCAUUUAUUCGAUUAGGAGAUGGAGAAAUGAUGCUUAUGUUUGGAAUUUCUGUUCAAUCUAUUGAUCCAUGGUCUUGGCGUGGUGGUAAAUCAAGAUUAGGACAGGACUUGAUAAAAGCAUUGCAUUAUCCUAAAUAUCAAUCUAAUGCAUUUAGUCCAUUUUACUAUGGAAUUUAUGAUGCUAAAAACAUUUGUCCUUUUCAUCAAUUUCUUACGAUGAUUUAUCAACAUCCAAAAUAUUUAACGUAUACAAAUUUAUUCGUCAAUACUAACUAUCCCGCUACAAGAUUAUUGCAUCGAUCGUUGAUUCGAGAUCAUCGAAAAAAGAUUAUUUUGAUAAUUAACAAUGGAACUAGUUCGGCAAAAUUAGCUGAACUCAAUGAAUGGGCUUGUGAAAUAUUAUUGUAUCCACAUAAUGGGCCGUUGCUAAAUCUUUAUUCAUCUAAUACACUUCGAGAAAUUACCAACAAUGGUCUUAACAAUGAAUUAGCAACAGCUGGUGAUAAACUUGUUAUCGUUAAUUUUUUUGCCACAUGGUGUGAUUCAUGUAAACAUUUCGUUCCACAUAUCGAACAAUUAAGUGGUCUGUAUUUGAAUAAUGUUUUUAUUAAUGUUGAUAUUGAAAAAUGCAUGAAUGAAGUUCUUAGAUAUUCAAUUAAUAUUAUACCAACAUUUCUUUUUAUUCAACAUGGUGAAGAAGUCGAUCGUUUAGAAUUUUUUGAUGAAGAAUAUAUUGAAAAAACAAUUAAAAAAUUUUCUAAUGAUACAUCAUCAAAAGAUAUUAGAUAUUCUACUUUUUCUAAAGCAAUCGCUGUUUGCAAUCUUGUUAAAAGUGCACUUGGUCCAAAGGGCAUGGAUAAAAUUCUUCGACAUAAUAUGAGUGGUGGAUUUGAUGCAGAUAAAUUAUUAAUAACAAAUAAUAGAACAAUGAUAUUAUCAAAAAUUGAUGUUGCUAAUCCGGUAGUAAAAGAUCUUGUUGAUAUUUCAAAAGUACAAUAUGAUGAAGUUGGUGAUGGUUCAAAAUCUGUUGUUGUUUUAGCUAGUGAACUACUUCGAGAAACGGAAAAUUUACUUGGACAAAAAAUUCAUCUUCAGACGAUUAUUACAGGAUGGUCGAAAGCAACUAAUGAAGCACUUACAGUUUUGGAAGGUGUUCCUAAAAAUAAUAGUUCAAACUUGGAACAAUUUAAAAGUGAUCUUAUGAAUAUUGCUCGUACAACACUUAGUUCAAAAAUUCUUCAAGAAAAAAAAGAUCAUUUAUCGAAAUUAUGUGUUGAUGCUAUAUUAAAAAUACAUAAUAAAACUGAUUUUCUAUUAGGAGAACGUAUUGGUACGAAUAUGCCGAAACGUAUUGAAAAUGCUCGUAUUUUAAUUGCAAAUAUACCAAUGAAUACAGAUAAAAGAAAAGUAUCUGAUUCAUCUGUGCAUAUUGAUUCAAUUGCUAAACUAGUUCAAUUAGAAUUAGCUAAAAACGAAAAAAUGAAAGAUAAAGUUGAAAAAAUUCUUCAAUUUAGUUGUAAUGUUUUUAUUAAUAGACAAUUAAUUUGUGAUUAUGCCAAUCAAUUAUUUGCUGAAAAAGGUGUUAUGACUAUUGAACAUGCAGAUUUUGAAGGUUUUAAACGUUUAGCACAAAUACUUGAUGCAGAUAUUGUAUCAACAUUGGAUACACCAGAUGAAAUACGUUUAGGAAAAUGUAUUCUUAUUGAAGAAGUUAUUGUUAAUGAAGAUAAACUUAUUAAAUUGUCAGGAGUAAUACAAGGUGAAGCAUGUACAAUUGUAUUACAUGGUGCUACACAACAAAUUCUUGAUGAAGCUGAACGAUUAAUUCAUGAUGCACUUUGUGUUCUAUCUCAAACAGUUAAAGAACCACGUAUUUGUUAUGGAGGAGGUGCAGCUGAAAUGUUAAUGGCUACAGCUGUUUCUCAAUUAGCUGAAAAAACAUCUGGAGAAGAAUCAGUUAUUAUUGAAUCAUUUGCUCAUGCACUUCGACAAUUACCAACAAUUAUUGCUGAUAAUGCUGGUUAUGAUAGUGCUAAAUUAAUAGAUAAUCUUCGUACUGCUCAUGCUUUAGGAAAGUCAGCAUUUGGUCUUGAUAUGGAAAAAGGUAUAACUGCUGAUAUGAUCGAAUUAGGUAUACUUGAACCAUUUUAUCUUAAACGGCAAGUUGUUAUUAGAGCAGCUAAAGCAGUUGAAAUGAUAUUAUCUCUUGAUAAUAUUAUUUGA
Messenger RNA from Rotaria sp. Silwood2, 2382 nucleotides. NCBI's taxonomy places the organism in Eukaryota, Metazoa, Rotifera, Eurotatoria, Philodinida, Philodinidae. The record is from the annotation of a GenBank genome assembly.